UGCCCUCUGCGCUGCUCCACGAGGAAGAUGCUGGCUGCCUUCCUCUCCCGCGUUUUGUCAGGAGUGGUCCAGAAGCCAGCUCGCCGAGUGCUGGUGGCCUCUUGUAACUAUUCCAAUGAUGCUACAUUUGAAAUUAAGAAAUGCGAUCUCUACCGGCUGGAGGAGGGCCCGCCUGUCACCGCCGUGCUCACCAGGCAGGACGCGCUCAGGUACUACAGGAUGAUGCUGGUCGUGCGCCGCAUGGAACUGAAAGCGGACCAGCUGUACAAACAGAAGUUUAUUCGUGGUUUCUGUCACCUGUGUGACGGCCAGGAAGCUUGCUGCGUGGGCCUGGAGGCCGGGAUCAACCCCUCGGACCACGUCAUCACGUCCUAUCGCGCCCAUGGCAUCAGCUACACGCGCGGACUUUCCGUCCGAUCCAUUCUGGCGGAGCUGACGGGGCGCCGGGGAGGCUGUGCCAAGGGGAAAGGCGGGUCGAUGCAUAUGUACACCAAGAACUUCUACGGGGGCAAUGGCAUCGUUGGCGCGCAGGGCCCCCUGGGAGCUGGCGUUGCUCUGGCCUGCAGAUACAAGGGAAGCGACGAGAUCUGCUUGACCGUGUAUGGGGACGGCGCCGCCAAUCAGGGCCAGAUAGCCGAAGCCUUCAAUAUGGCAGCCUUGUGGAAGCUGCCUUGUGUCUUCGUCUGCGAGAAUAACCUCUAUGGGAUGGGGACGUCCGUGGAGAGAGCGGCAGCCAGCACCGAUUACUACAAGAGGGGCGGUUUCAUCCCUGGCCUAAGGGUAGAUGGCAUGGAUGUUCUGUGCGUUCGGGAGGCCACGAAGUUCGCAGCUGACCACUGCAGAUCUGGAAAGGGACCCAUCGUGAUGGAGCUGCAAACCUACCGCUACCACGGACACAGCAUGAGUGACCCUGGCGUCAGUUACCGCAAACGAGAAGAAAUCCAGGAGGUGAGGAGUAAGAGUGACCCUAUUAUGCUCCUCACAGAUAGAAUGGUAAACAGCAAGCUGGCCAGUGCUGAGGAAUUAAAGGAAAUUGAAGCCGAAGUGAGGAAAGAAAUAGAUGAUGCGGCCCAGUUUGCGACAGCGGAUCCUGAACCAAAUUUGGGGGAAUUAGGCCAUCACAUCUACAGCAGCGAUCCCCCUUUUGAAGUUCGAGGUGCAAAUCCGUGGAUCAAGUUUAAGUCCAUCAGUUAA
This is a messenger RNA of Propithecus coquereli (Coquerel's sifaka), 1194 nucleotides long. It is a transcript of the gene PDHA2, whose product is annotated as pyruvate dehydrogenase (lipoamide) alpha 2. Gene Ontology annotation, biological process: pyruvate decarboxylation to acetyl-CoA. Gene Ontology annotation, molecular function: pyruvate dehydrogenase (acetyl-transferring) activity. Bases 28 to 1194 code for a protein of 388 amino acids. The record is from RefSeq and is a predicted model, not a curated record. The transcript has a single exon. Lineage: Eukaryota; Metazoa; Chordata; Mammalia; Primates; Indriidae. Gene Ontology annotation, cellular component: intracellular membrane-bounded organelle.